AUGUUCCGACACGAAAUCGGCAUAAUAUUUGUAGUAGACAUUGAUGAUAAAUCUACAUCUGAAAAUAUGUCUCAACACAUAGUAUCAUAUAUACAAAUAUUUGCGUUGAUACUGUGUUUGAUAUUGGUUUUGGAGGCUCAUGCUGUUUCAGAAAUAUGCAAGAUAUGCACUUGCAAAUCACCUGUAAAUGUAAAUUGUGAAAAUCACCAACUAUCAUCAGUCCCACAACCAAUUCCGAUGAAUGUUAAAUAUUUACAUUUCAGAAAUAAUAUGAUUGACAAAAUCGACCGCGGAGUUUUCCACAACCUUACCAGUUUACAGAUAGUAGAUUUGAGUCUUAAUAUGGUCGAGAAUAUUGAUCAUGGAAUCUUUCACAGCCUUACCAGUUUACGGAUGUUAGAUUUGAGUCGUAAUAUUGUCGUGAAUAUCGGUCGUGGAAUCUUCCACAACCUUACCAGAUUACAGAUAUUAUAUCUUCACCAAAAUAAAAUUUCGCAUAUUGAAAAAGGAAGCUUCAGUGGUCUUGUAAAUCUGAAAGAAUUAUAUCUUUACCUAAAUAAUAUUUCACAUAUUGAAAAAGGAGUCUUUCAUGGUCUUCCAAGUUUAAAGGGAUUAGAUUUGCGUAUCAAUAGGGUCGAGAAAAUCGAUCGCGGAACCUUCCAUAACCUUACCAGUUUACAGAUAUUAGAUUUGCGUAAAAAUAGGGUAAAAAAAAUUGAUCGUGUGAUGUUACACAAUCUUACCAGUUUACAGAUGCUAUACCUUCACCAAAAUAAAAUUUCGCAUAUUGAAAAAGGAAGCUUCCAGGGUCUUCCAAGUUUAAAAGAAUUAUAUCUCACUAAUAAUAAGAUCGACAAAAUCGAUCGCAGAAUCUUUCACAACCUUACCACUUUACAGAGAUUAAGUUUGGAUCAUAAUAAGAUCAAGAAAAUCGAACGAGGAAUCUUCCAAAAUCUUACCAGUUUGUGGAUGUUAAGUUUGAACCAUAAUAAAAUCAAGAAAAUCGACCGUGGAAUCUUCCAGGAUCUUACCAAUUUACAGAGAUUAUAUAUUCACAGAAAUGUCAUUUCGAUAAUUGGAGAAGCAAGCUUCCAAGGUCUUUCUAGGCUACAUAUAUUAUAUCUUUAUCAAAAUGAUAUUUUCCAUAUUGAAAGAGGAAGCUUCCUGGGACUUUCAAGUUUAAAGGAAUUAUAUCUUCAGCAAAAUAAUAUUUACCAUAUUGAAAGAGGAAUUUUCCAAGGUCUACCAAGUUUGGAGGAAUUAUAUCUUCAGCAAAAUAAUAUUUCGCAUAUAGAAAAUAGAAGCUUCCGAGAUCUUCCAAGUUUAAAAAAAUUAUAUCUUCAGCAAAAUAAUAUUUCGUAUAUUGAGAAAGGAAUCUUUGGAGGUCUACCAAGCUUAGAGAAAUUAUAUCUUCAGCAAAAUAAUAUUUCGCAUAUAGAAAAAAGAAGUUUCCGAGAUCUUCCAAGUUUAAAAGAUUUAUAUCUUCAACAAAACAAUAUUGCGCACAUUGAAAAAGGAAGCUUCGAGGGUCUUCGCAGUUUACAAAAACUGCAUUUCGAUCAUAAUAAGAUGGAGAAAAUCGAACUUGGUAUCUUCCAAAAUCUUACCAAUUUAAAGAGAUUACAUGUGGACCAUAAUAAGCUUGAGAAAAUCGAACAUGGUAUCUUCCAAGAUUUUACCAAUUUACAGAGACUAAAUUUGGACCAUAAUAAGAUCGAGAAAAUCGAACGUGGAGUCUUCGAAAACAUUGCCAAUUUGCAGAGAUUACAUUUGGAUCAUAAUAAGAUCGAGAAAAUCGAACGUGGAAUCUUCCAAACUUUUACCAAUUUACAGAGACUACGUCUGGACCAUAAUAAGAUCGAUAAAAUCGAACGUGGAAGCUUCCAAAAUCUUACUAAUUUGAAGAGAUUAUAUUUAAACGGAAAUUAUAUUUUGCGUAUUGAACAAAGAAUUUUCCAGAUGCUUCCUAAUUUACAGAUAUUAAAUUUGAGCAACAACCGAAUACAAAAAUAUGAAGAUGGCACUUUCUUAUUCCUCUCCAGCAUAGCUGAAAUUGACCUCCGAAACAAUAACGAUAUGAUGUGUGGAUGUCACCUGCCAGCCUUCGCAAAACAUAUCAAAAAAGAAUACAGACGUAUUUUGGUUGUCAAGGGCAAGUGUCAGGCAGGUUCAGGCAACGUAAAACAUAUACUGAAAUAUUCGCAAUGUCAAAAUUACUCGUUAUUCCAACGGAACCUACAUUGUCAAACAUGUUCAGGAACGAUGUGCAAGGAUUCAGAAGUGACAAGGUGUCCAGGACCAAAGCCUGUAUGCCGGUUCGCAUUAUCAACGAACGGUGUUACUUUGAAGACUGAAAAGUCCUGCAGCACAUACAGGAAAUGUGUUCAAGCUAUGGUAGACAAUAUCUUUACAUGCACUAAAUGGACCAGUGGCAUUUCUUGUGUUGGUUGUUGCGUCGGGAACUUAUGUAACGAGAAUGAGUUCAUUGGUUCAAGUUCUGGUUAUGAAAUAGAGGAUAGAAUAGCAGAAACCAACUUAUAAGUAAAAACUGAAAAAGUGCUUCCAAGAAUUGUCUUAGAUAGUAUUUUACGCCAUACAAUAAUAUUUUCUCCAUAUAUAAUAUUAAAUAUAUUUCCUUGUCAAGAAAAUAUAUUUGUACGUUUCAAUACAACACUAUGCAACCGAGACAUUGUAUAACCUGCAAUAAUGUAAUUUAGACACGUUUCAGGGCCUCAUUAUUGCUUGAAACAGAGGAAAAUAGAAAAUGCUGUUACCGUGCUGUUAUGUAAGCGAAAGCAAGGUAUUCUAAUCACUUGUCUUUGUCUGUUGUUUUCGCAAAAUUACUGGAAAGCGGCUGAACUGAUUUUUAUCACGUUUGGCAGAAAUAACCAUUGUGUGAGUGGCUCGAAAUGAUGAACAUCUGGUUUGAUUAUCUUUAAGAACAAAUCGAACUUACUAAUUUCCGGAUAAGCAAUCGGUCAUAUUAUUUAGUUCACUUCCUUUUCCAUAUGAAUCGACUCUCCUCUGCGUGUGUAUAGAUCAUGGUGUACGUAUGUGCCGAGAUAUUUGUGGGUAUAUACAUACAUAUAUGCAAACAUAGAUAUGCGAAUCUGAGUGUGUAUGUGUGUGUGUGUGUGCGUGUGCCGUGUGUGUGUACAAUGAUGGAUUCGAGUUUUACGUUUAUUUACGACUUGAUUUCUUGAUUUCUUGAUUUCGCGGAAUAUAAUUACCUAUAAUGUUGAUACUUAAAAACAACUUAAAAUAAGUCGAACUUACAAAUUUCCGGAUAUGCAAGUGGUCAUAUUAUUUUGCUCACUUUCUCUUCUUUUUUUCAAAAUAUGAAUCGCUUCUAAUACUCUUUCAGUCAAACACUUACAAAGCUUAAUUCAGUACAAUCUAAAAGCUUGGGCAAAUAAGGCAUCGUAAGUCACAUUAUAAUUUACGAAAAUAAUUAUCUGCGUGUAGGGUAUGCAACGCCCCCUCCGAUAACUUUUUAUUUUUAUUUGAUUUGAUGCUAUAUUGAUAUUCUUUCCUAUUUCCAAUUUAAUGUUAUCAAUGUAAGCUUUAAAUUUGUUAAAUAAAGGAUUUAAUCUGA
This is a messenger RNA of Octopus bimaculoides (California two-spot octopus), 3595 nucleotides long. RefSeq lists its product as uncharacterized. Gene Ontology annotation, cellular component: membrane; extracellular matrix. Lineage: Eukaryota; Metazoa; Mollusca; Cephalopoda; Octopoda; Octopodidae. Gene Ontology annotation, molecular function: transmembrane signaling receptor activity; protein binding. The record is from RefSeq and is a predicted model, not a curated record. Gene Ontology annotation, biological process: toll-like receptor signaling pathway; immune response.